Alligator mississippiensis (American alligator) is the source of this 8975-nucleotide messenger RNA. It is a transcript of the gene CLASP1, whose product is annotated as cytoplasmic linker associated protein 1. Gene Ontology annotation, biological process: mitotic spindle assembly. Gene Ontology annotation, cellular component: mitotic spindle; spindle microtubule; cytoplasmic microtubule. The record is from RefSeq and is a predicted model, not a curated record. The transcript is spliced from 40 exons. Gene Ontology annotation, molecular function: kinetochore binding; microtubule binding. NCBI's taxonomy places the organism in Eukaryota, Metazoa, Chordata, Crocodylia, Alligatoridae. The coding region runs from base 469 to 5127 and encodes 1552 amino acids.
CCCCGCGGGGCCCAGUGCGCCUGCGCGGAGCUCCAUUCUCUCCAGCGGCAGCAGCAGCAGCAGCGGCAGCAGCCAUAGGCAUGCAGUGCAGCCGGCCUUGAGCGGGCUCCAGGCCCCCCCAUGCAGGACCCCUGGGCUGGUGGCCUCCCCCCCGCCUGCCCCUGCAGCAGAGCCAGAAUGAACUGCUGAAUUGGGAAUUAUCUGAGACCCAGUAAGACAGCGCUGCUGCCCUGCUCUCUGCUUUAUCUAUUUACAAGUUAUUUAAAUUGGACUUUUAAUAUCCUGCCAGCUGCUCUUCAGACACACAUGGUGCAUUGUUGGCAUUCUCAGAAUUGCAUCUUUGAAACCCAGGCCUUCAGUAACCUUCAUCGAACAAAGAGGCAACCUACAGGAUUCAUUUGUAGAGGGAUUUUUCCAACCUGCUGCCCUCUAGCUUCAUUCUCGCUGGUGGUGUAUUUGUAAGAGACCAUGGAGCCCACUAUGGAGUACUGCUUAGCACAGGUGCUGCAGAAGGACGUUGGCAAGAGACUUCAGGUUGGCCAAGAGUUGAUAGAUUAUUUCUCGGAUAAACAGAAGUCUGCCGAUCUUGAACACGAUCAGACUAUGCUGGAUAAAAUGGUCGAUGGACUUGCCACCUCUUGGGUGAAUUCCAGCAAUUAUAAGGUGGUUCUGCUCGGGAUGGACAUCCUCUCGGCGCUGGUGUCGCGACUGCAGGAUCGCUUUCGAGCCCAGAUCGGCACAGUGCUGCCCAGUUUGCUUGACAGGCUAGGAGACUCGAAAGACUCGGUGCGGGAGCAGGAUCAAGCUUUGCUGCUAAAAAUCAUGGAACAAGCUGCUAACCCUCAGUACGUGUGGGACAGAUUGCUAGGAGGAUUCAAACACAAGAAUUUCCGGACGAGAGAAGGGAUUUGCCUCUGCCUUAUUGCCACGCUCAACGCAUCCGGAGCUCAGAGUCUAACGCUGAGCAAGAUCGUGCCGCAUAUAUGUAACUUGCUUGGAGAUCCAAACAGCCAGGUUCGAGAUGCAGCAAUAAACAGCCUUGUGGAAAUUUACAGACACGUAGGCGAACGUGUCAGGGCAGAUCUCAGUAAAAAAGGAUUACCACAGUCUCGGUUGAACGUCAUCUUUACAAAAUUUGAUGAAGUCCAGAAAUCCGGAAACAUGAUCCAAGGGUCGGGCGAUAAAAAUUUUGAUGAUGAAGACUCUGUGGACGGGAACCGACCUUCCUCGGCCAGCUCCUCUACAUCUUCAAAGGCCCCUUCAAACUCCCGCAGGGUUGGGAUGGGGACUGCCCGCAGGCUUGGGUCUGCAGCUCUGGGCUCAAAGUCCGCAGCGGCCAAAGAGGGAGCUGGUGCGGUCGAUGAGGAGGAUUUUAUUAAAGCAUUUGAUGACGUCCCGAUGGUACAGAUUUAUUCCAGCCGAGACCUUGAAGAAUCCAUAAACAAAAUUAGAGAGAUAUUAUCUGAUGAUAAGCAUGACUGGGAACAGAGAGUGGCUGCCUUGAAAAAGAUCCGAUCCUUACUAUUAGCUGGAGCUGCUGAAUAUGACAACUUCUUCCAACACCUGCGCCUGCUGGAUGGAGCAUUUAAAUUGUCCGCUAAAGAUCUGCGCUCUCAGGUAGUGCGAGAGGCUUGUAUCACGUUGGGACAUUUGUCGUCGAUUUUGGGAAACAAGUUUGACCACGGGGCAGAAGCCAUUAUGCCAACCAUCUUUAAUCUAAUUCCCAACAGUGCCAAAGUAAUGGCCACUUCUGGUGUUGUAGCUGUUAGAUUAAUCAUCAGACAUACACACAUCCCUCGGCUAAUACCCAUCAUCACCAGCAACUGUACCUCUAAGUCCGUAGCAGUUAGAAGGCGUUGCUUUGAAUUUUUAGACUUGCUGUUACAAGAAUGGCAAACACACUCCCUAGAAAGACACAUAUCAGUGUUAGCUGAAACGAUAAAGAAGGGAAUCCACGACGCUGACUCCGAAGCAAGGAUAGAGGCAAGGAAGUGUUACUGGGGCUUCCACAAUCAUUUCAGCAGAGAAGCAGAACAUUUGUUUCAUACAUUGGAAUCCUCCUAUCAGAAAGCCCUGCAGUCUCACCUGAAGAACUCAGACAGCAUUGUGUCUUUGCCUCAGUCUGACCGCUCCUCUUCCAGUUCCCAAGAGAGUCUCAACCGUCCGUUAUCUGCCAAAAGAAGUCCUACUGGGAGCACUACAUCUAGAGCCUCUACAGUAAGCACAAAAUCUGUGUCGACACCGGGAUCUCUGCAGCGAUCUCGCAGUGACAUUGAUGUGAACGCGGCGGCCAGUGCCAAGUCCAAAGCAACGUCUUCUGGAGCCUCCACCCCCUUCAGCUCUGCUGCGGCCUUGCCACCUGGCUCAUAUGCAUCGCUAGGUCGGAUUCGUACGAGGAGGCAAAGCUCCGGAAGUGCCACGAGCGUCACCUCAACGCCUGCCGACACCCGAGGCCGCAGCCGAGCGAAAGUGGUUUCUCAGUCCCAGCCUGGCAGCCGCUCCAGUUCUCCUGGCAAGCUCUUGGGAAGCACCUACGGUGGAUUGACCAGUGGAGCAUCCAGAGUCCCACCAGUGCCAUCGUCCGCAGAAAAGCGCAGCAAGAUCCCUCGAAGCCAAGGAUGCAGCCGAGAGACGAGCCCCAACAGAAUAGGACUAGCACGGAGCAGCCGUAUCCCCCGACCCAGCAUGAGUCAGGGGUGCAGCCGCGAUACCAGCCGUGAGAGCAGUCGAGAUACAAGCCCUGCUCGGGGCUUCCCUCCGCUUGCUUCUCGACGUCAUUCCAGAUCCACUAGCGCGCUCUCCACUGCUGAGUCUGUUGGGCAGUCAGACCGGUUUGGCCUUGGACAGCCAGGCAGGCUGCCUGCCUCCGUGAAUGCCAUGCGAGUCCUGAGCACAAGCACGGAUCUGGAGGCCGCCGUGGCGGAUGCACUGAAAAAGCCGGUGAGAAGAAGAUACGAGCCGUACGGGAUGUAUUCCGAUGACGAUGCUAACAGCGACGCAUCCAGCGCUUGCUCCGAGCGCUCCUACGGUUCCCGAAACGGAGGCAUUCCCCACUACCUGCGGCAAACGGAGGAUGUGGCUGAGGUCCUGAACCACUGUGCUAGCUCCAACUGGUCGGAGAGAAAGGAGGGUCUCAUCGGUCUCCAGAACUUAUUGAAGAGCCAGAGGACACUGAGCCGAGUCGAGUUAAAAAGGCUGUGUGAGAUCUUUACUCGCAUGUUUGCGGAUCCUCAUAGCAAGAGAGUUUUCAGCAUGUUUCUAGAAACCCUGGUUGACUUCAUCAUCAUCCAUAAGGAUGACUUGCAAGACUGGCUCUUUGUUCUCCUGACGCAGCUGCUCAAGAAGAUGGGGGCAGAUUUGCUGGGAUCUGUGCAGGCAAAGGUGCAGAAAGCUCUGGAUGUGACAAGGGAUUCUUUUCCUUUUGAUCAGCAGUUUAACAUCCUGAUGCGAUUUAUUGUAGAUCAGACCCAAACGCCAAACCUCAAGGUAAAAGUUGCAAUCCUGAAGUAUAUCGAGUCCUUGGCCAGACAGAUGGACCCAACAGACUUUGUGAACUCCAGUGAGACCAGGCUUGCUGUAUCGCGAAUUAUAACUUGGACAACAGAACCAAAGAGCUCAGACGUGAGAAAGGCAGCACAAAUAGUCCUGAUCUCCCUCUUUGAACUGAACACUCCCGAGUUUACCAUGUUACUUGGUGCCUUGCCGAAAACAUUCCAGGACGGUGCUACCAAGCUCCUGCACAACCACCUCAAGAACUCCAGCAACACCAACGUGGGCUCUCCCAGCAAUACUAUUGGUCGGACCCCUUCUCGCCACUCCAGCAGCAGAACCAGCCCCUUGACCUCCCCUACCAACUGCUCCCACGGCGGACUGUCUCCAAGUCGGCUCUGGGGUUGGAGUGCAGACGGGCUGUCGAAGCACCCCCCUCCCCUUUCUCAGCCUAACUCCAUCCCCACUGCUCCUUCCCACAAGACUUUCAGACGCUCUUACUCUCCCAGCAUGCUGGAUUACGACACGGAGAACCUAAAUUCCGAUGAAAUCUACAGCUCGCUUCGCGGCGUCACGGAGGCUAUUGAAAAGUUUAGUUUCCGGAGCCAAGAGGAUCUGAAUGAACCAAUCAAACGUGAUGGAAAGAAAGACUGUGACAUUGUGUCUCGAGAUGGCGGAAUAGCUGCUCCCGCCAGCGAUGUACGUGGAGGCAGCGACGUUGUGGAAGGGGGAAGGAUGGCUCUCGAUAACAAAACCUCGCUACUUAAUACCCAGCCUCCCCGCGCCUUUUCGGGGCCCCGAGCUCGCGAGUACAAUUCCUACCCUUACUCAGACACGAUCAACACCUAUGACAAGACGGCUCUGAAGGAGGCCGUGUUCGACGAUGACAUGGAUCAGCUUCGGGAUGUACCCAUUGACCAUUCUGAUUUGGUGGCCGAUCUUCUGAAAGAACUGUCGAACCACAACGAGCGAGUGGAAGAACGGAAAGGAGCCCUGCUCGAAUUGCUAAAGAUCACCCGAGAAGAUAACCUGGGAGUGUGGGAGGAACAUUUCAAAACCAUUUUGCUGUUGCUGCUAGAAACUCUGGGCGACAAAGAUCAUUCGAUAAGAGCCCUGGCCUUAAGAGUACUGCGGGAGAUAUUAAGGAAUCAGCCAGCAAGGUUUAAAAACUACGCCGAACUGACCAUCAUGAAAACACUGGAAGCACAUAAGGAUUCCCACAAAGAGGUCGUUCGAGCUGCAGAGGAAGCCGCCUCCACCCUGGCCAGUUCCAUCCACCCGGAGCAGUGCAUCAAAGUGCUGUGUCCCAUCAUUCAAACUGCCGACUACCCGAUUAAUUUAGCUGCCAUCAAAAUGCAGACGAAAGUCAUUGAGAGGAUCUCGAAGGAAUCCUUACAUCAGCUCCUUCCUGAUAUCAUUCCGGGAUUGUUACAGGGUUACGAUAACACGGAGAGCAGCGUUCGUAAAGCAAGCGUGUUCUGCCUAGUGGCGAUUUACUCGGUGAUCGGAGAAGAGCUGAAACCCCACCUCGCCCAGCUCACAGGAAGCAAGAUGAAGCUACUAAACUUGUACAUAAAGAGGGCCCAGACCACCAAUAGCAACAGCAGCUCAUCGUCAGAUGUUUCAACGCACAGUUAAUGGAGAUAUCUGGACAUAUGUGUAGACUUAGAAGCAAUCAGCGGUGCCUCACAGAGACCUUUCUGCUCCCCUCACUUCAUUGGCACACUCCAUCGGCUGACGGGGGCCGUGCAGAUAUUUAUUGCAAUCGGUAUUUUAGUCCUUUAAAGCUUUUAUGUAGAAUCUUAUUCGUAUUGAAUGUAAAGGAAGCAAGGCCUGUGUUGCAGUCUUCAUCUAAAGAAACGAAACAACCGAAAGCCAUACUUAAACAUAUUUGUACAGCCUGCUGAAACCUUUGAGAUAUGUUUAAGUGAAUAGUGUUUCCAAACAGAGCCCACAUAAUGUGUAGGUGCUGAAAAGUUGAACGAAUCCUUGUUUGUUCUGUUUUAGUUUGAUACCAAGUUUGGGGUUUUAAUGUGCUCCUUUCCUGCUGUGGGAACGACCCUUUCCUUCUGGACGUAACCGUUUGGGACGGCUGUGCCACCUCCCGCACGUUCUGUGAUGGGUUCCCGUUUUUAUACUCCCUUCCUUGACACGCAAGAGCUGGACCGUGCCGUCUUUGCAGAUACCACUGUGGUUCCAGCUGUCAGUGCUUUAAUAGCGAGAGAUCCCUCGUGAGUAGCAAUGGGGGGAAAAAAAGGAGGUUCUUUUUAAACAUCCAAGUUUUAUAUAGUAUGUGCCAGAUUUCCACAGGGGCUGAGAAGAACUGAUUUCUUCGGAGCUUUUCUCCACCCACCAUAUCAUCAAGCAGAGAGCAGCUUGGCUCUUGCUACCUUAAUUAAUGGUGUUUACAUGAUCCCUGCCUUCAAGCUUCUUCACCUCAAGGGGCAAGGAAGGGUUGUUUUAAGUCCUAACAAGAAGCCUGAGGUAGAGCUCUGGGACUGGAGCCUAAAGUCCACAUGCCACUCCUGCCGCAGUCCCAUUGACACGAUGGGCCUCGGACUGAGAUUUGGGAGCGUUCGCCCAAGGAAGUGGGGUGGGUUUGUUGUCAGGACUGGGCAGUGCCAUCUCAGUUGUGUCUGCCCAAGAGACUGGCUGAGAAAUCCUUAUUUUGGUUGCAGCCUGUUUUCUGGAAGAACCAAGUGGCACAUCCAGGGCUCAGAUAAGUCGUAGCCCCGAUGAUCCCCGUUGCCUCUCCCCCACAGGACGUCCAGGCAUCCCCUUCACCUCCAGAAGUGCAUUGGGAAGUCUUAACGGGGCAAAGUCAUCCUAUAAAUCUAGACCUCCAGGUGCAGGGCUUGGCCCCAGCGUUUAAAAGGACGAUGCCUCCAUCUCCUUCCAUACCCGUCAUCUUGUGCCCCCAAAGCCCCAGUCCAUGCUGGUUAAGGGCGUCACAGGGUUAGCAAGGGGGAAAGUCAGAGCCCGACCAGCAGCAGCGCUGUACGCUCUCGGGAUGGUCUUAAUGUAGGCACACCCUUACUGUCUGCAGGCGGAUGGGGACAUAGAGGGACUUCUCCCACCCUAGGCUCUUCACUUUCCCCACCCCGGUCCAGGAUAGGGUUCGUGUAGACACACGCUGUUCCCCAGAGAGGAAGUCUAAUGGCACGUUGGAUCAGUCCGACUUCUGCCUCCUUCCGUCAUCCCGAUGGAAGACCUCGGCCUGUGAGCGCUAAUGGCGUCAUGGUAGGCGUCAUGGCCAUCGGUAGGCGUCAUGGCCUCUCAUGACCUUGUGAAAUUGGGCCCCAAAGCGGCAGGAUUUUUCAGCCUCUUUUGCCCCCUGCCUGAUGGAGUGGGAGGGCUGAUCUGGCUCCAAGUUUAUCAAGAUGGGCUCAGUCAUUCACUGGCUGCAGAACCGGUCCCCUUUCUGGCUGCUUUUCCCUACAUACAGCCACGUCGCAAGAGGUGUGCGUUCACGGGCGUUUCCCCAAAGACUUGCUGCAACUCGUGAAGACAUCCCCCAUUAGGGAUGCUGUUCUAACCCAGAGCGGCCAGUAAAAUCCAGUCUCUUCCCCUCGCAGGGACCAGUCCCGUUCACUUGCUUUCAGGACACUCGCUGCAGUUGUUCUUUUGUUUUCUCUUUUUAAUGUUUUUUUGUGCUGAUUUGAAUCAUUUUAGUUGGAUGCGAAUUUAUUUUCCCUUUUGAGGAAAUAUUCAGCAAGCCUGCUGGCAGCCCGCGGCUGCGCUGUUUAAUUCUUUUAGCGUAUUUUGUUUUAAACGGAUUUCCUCGUGGUUCCUAUUUUAAGAGUCUCGUGUCCCAUCUCAGCUCGGCAUCUUCAAAGGCUGAAGAUGGUGGCGUUGACCGCAUUACGUGCGUAGUCCUUUCCGGCUGCAUGACAAAUCGCGUUCAGCGGCUGUUUUGCUUCUUUUUCUUUUUUUUCACUGAUGGCUUGUCUGAAUGGCACACGACAGCAGAUCUUUGAGAAUCGAAUCCCUUCUGAAACCGUUUUAUAUGUUUUAUAAAAUCCUGUUAGGAUGCACUGUGAGUGAAUGCACUGUAACCUCCCCGAUCUGACCUAGCGCGGAUGCUGACACUACAGCUCGUCUCUGAGAAAUACGUGCGAAACAUGCUGCUGUUGCUGCUGCUUCGGGACUUCAGUGCCGAGCAUCUAUUUCCAGCCGUGAUUGGCAUAGUUGGGGCUGCAAAUCCUAGAACCAGGCCUUCCUUUCUUGAUCGGAUUCUGUUUUGUUCGUCAACGGAUGCUCAUUAAUGUGCUCAUUAAGUCAAUCAAGGACUGCCCAUCCUUUGAGUACUAUAGGAGUAUGUCCCACCUGUAUACAGUAGGAGGCAUUCUGCUUAGAUAUUUAUAAACCGUUUGCGUAUAAUGUACAUAGUAAGGUUGGUUUCCCUCCUGUUUCGUAUUUUGGCUCUGACCUGAUUUUUUCCUUUGAAGUACUCAAAGGGCUAGUUCUCCAUGUCACCUCUCCAAUCUCCAGCCUUCUGAUUUCCAAAAGCCGUACAAUCAUUUCCCACCCCCUCGCCCCUUCCUCUCCUCUAUUUAGCAGGCAUGAAGGUGUCUCUGGCUACACACCCGACCAGGGCCGUGAGUGCUCGUGGAGAAGGAUCUGCAUGUUGCCCGCGCGGCGCCCCGAGGGCGGCGCGCCCCUUCACACCCUCCCAGCAGUAAGCACCUACUGCCGCUGCCUUUCUCUCGCUGCCCGUGCCGCGGGGCUUCGGUUUUUCGUAUCUCUGAACAGACACCUCUUUUCUUUGCCCGCCAUGCUUCAGAAAGUCUGACUCAGAGCCCCUCUGACCGGACCCGCACCCCCUGGCUGUGCCGUUGCCUCUACCUCGGCCAAGGAUCUCCAUUCUGUCAUUGGCUGCACCAGUGCUCCUUGGGCAUGGGCAAAUAAAUGGAUCCACCCCCCUCACAGUUUGAAGUACUGUAGUUCCCUCCUGUAGUGCAGAAUUAUUGAGGCAUGUGGCUUUUUUAAGGUACACUAUGUGUGCUUGCCUGGAUUACAAUACAAUACAAGACUGUCUUUUCUAUUGCUUAUUACUAGCUUACCAAUAACCUGUAUAAGUAAUGUAACUUGCAUCUUUGUCAUCGAAAUCUUUUUCUCCCCACCCCUUUAUUUAUCAAGCAUACUAUUGCAUCUUAAGGGACAGAACAUAAAACUUUGUAGAAUACAGCAGGACUUUGCUAACAAUAAUGUUUUCAAUGGGAAGUCCAAACUGCUCUGAAAAUGGCCAGCCAAGACCUGGUUUUGUUGGCACAGUGUUCAUUGCGCAUGUAUUUUUUUUUUCCUUUUUCUUUUUUUUUUUUGGCUUUUGUCAUGUUACAUCCAUAUCUGUAUUUAUAUCUUAUUUGUUUCACUUUUGAGUGUAUCAUGGCAAAUGUACAGAUGGUUUUUUUGUUAACAUUUACGUGAUAGAAUUUGCUAAAAAAAAAAAAAAAAAAAAAUUAAAACCUUUUGAGUUUGCCCUAGAA